Nelumbo nucifera (sacred lotus) is the source of this 910-nucleotide messenger RNA. RefSeq names its product major strawberry allergen Fra a 1-2-like. Gene Ontology annotation, biological process: abscisic acid-activated signaling pathway; defense response. The record is from RefSeq and is a predicted model, not a curated record. NCBI's taxonomy places the organism in Eukaryota, Viridiplantae, Streptophyta, Magnoliopsida, Proteales, Nelumbonaceae. Gene Ontology annotation, molecular function: signaling receptor activity; abscisic acid binding; protein phosphatase inhibitor activity. Gene Ontology annotation, cellular component: cytoplasm; nucleus.
CAACCUCAGACGACCUCCAUCUAUAAAUACCACCUCUGCUUAAUUAUAUACCAUGUAAACCAGUUCAGUCUCCUCCAUUGAGACCGAUUGGAUUUCAUCUUCCUACUUCUUUUCUCUAAUAAUUUUCUCACACUUAGCCGAACAUGGGUGUCACCACCUUUACUCAGGAGUUUGCAAGUCCGGUAGCUCCGGCAAGGAUGUUCAAGGCUUUGAUUCUUGAUUCUCGGAACCUCAUCCCCAAGCUCAUGCCUCAAGCCAUAAAAAGCGUGGACUUGAUCCAAGGAGAUGGAGAGGUUGGAAGCAUCGAACAGGUUAACUUCACUGAAGCUAUCCCCUUCAAAUAUGUGAAGAACCGAGUGAAUGAGCUGGACAAAGAGAACUUUGUGUGCAAGUACAGCUUGAUUGAAGGUGAUCCAUUGAAGGACAAGCUUGAUCACAUUGAUUAUGAGGUUAAGUUCAUGUCCUCCAGCGACGGAGGAUGCAUGUGUAAGAUGAUAAGCCAGUACCAUACUAAAGGUGAUGUAGAGAUCAAAGAAGAGGAAAUCAAGGAGGGCAAGGACCAAGCUAAGGGAAUGUACAAGCUUGUGGAGAACUAUCUAUUGGCAAACCCUGAUGUCUAUGCUUAGAAUCUCUUUCUUAGACUCAUAAUCCAUACACUUUUCAACUUUUCUGGAGUCAUUUUCUUAAGCUCUCUAUCUUCUGCAACCAGUGAAGAUGCUUGUUUUGUUGUUCUCUUUUAAUUCUUUUUCCCAUUCUUAAUCCCAUAUUGUUCCACAGCUCAUCAGUAAUAACAAUCCCUCACUGUGAUGUAUCUUUUAUGUGGGGAUUUUCCCUAUUUCUUACGCUAUUUGUAUUUGAUUGCAAUAUUGAUUUGUUGAUACUAGUAAAAUCAUGUGAGUUUUUUUUUUUC